Messenger RNA from Oncorhynchus mykiss (rainbow trout), 2697 nucleotides. NCBI's taxonomy places the organism in Eukaryota, Metazoa, Chordata, Actinopteri, Salmoniformes, Salmonidae. The record is from RefSeq and is a predicted model, not a curated record.
AUGACUUUCUGCCAAACACAGCCAGCCCACCAGCCAGGAUCCCCCUCCCCCAGCCCCACAGCUUGUAUCCCCACAGCCAGCCACCCAACCUGUAUCCCAUCAGCCUGUAUCCCUCCAGCCAGCCCGUCAGCCUGUAUCCCUCCAGCCAGCCCGUCAGCCUGUAUCCCCCCAGCCUGUAUCCCCUCAGCCUGUAUCCCCCCAGCCAGCCCGUCAGCCUGUAUCCCUCCAGCCAGCCCAUCAGCCUCUAUCCCGUCAGCCUGUAUCCCCUCAGCCAGCCCGUCAGCUUGUAUCCCCUCAGCCUGUAUCCCCUCAGCCUGUAUCCCCUCGGCCUGUAUCCCCCCAGCCAGCCCACCAGCCUGUAUCCCUCCAGCCAGCCCAUCAGCCUGUUUCUCCACAGCCAGCCCAUCAGCCUGUUUCUCCACAGCCAGCCCAUCAGCCUGUUUCUCCACAGCCAGCCCAUCAGCCUGUUUCUCCACAGCCAGCCCAUCAGCCUGUAUUUCCACAGCCAGCCCAUCAGCCUGUAUCCCCCCAGCCAGCCCACCAGCCUGUAUCUCCACAGCCAACCCCCAGGCCUCCCAGUCUGUAUCCCCCCAGCCAGCCCGCCAGCCUGUAUCCCCCCCAGCCAGCCCACCAGCCUGUAUCCCCCCCAGCCAGCCCAUCAGCCUGUAUCCCUCCAGCCAGCCCAUCAGCCUGUAUCCCUCCAGCCAGCCCAUCAGCCUGUAUCCCCACAGCCAGCCCAUCAGCCUGUAUCCCCCCAGCCAGCCCAUCAGCCUGUAUUCCCUCCAGCCAGCCCGUCAGCCUGUAUCCCUCCAGCCAGCCCGUCAGCCUGUAUCCCCCCAGCUUGUAUCCCCUCAGCCUGUAUCCCCCCAGCCAGCCCGUCAGCCUGUAUCCCUCCAGCCAGCCCAUCAGCCUGUAUCCCGUCAGCCUGUAUCCCCUCAGCCUGUAUCCCCUCAGCCUGUAUCCCCCCAGCUAGACCACCAGCCUGUAUCUCCACAGCCAACCCCCAGGCCUCCCAGUCUGUAUCCCCCCAGCCAGCCCAUCAGCCUGUAUCCCUCCAGACAGCCCAUCAGCCUGUAUCCCUCCAGACAGCCCAUCAGCCUGUAUCCCUCCAGACAGCCCAUCAGCCUGUAUCCCUCCAUACAGCCCAUCAGCCUGUAUCCCUCCAGACAGCCCAUCAGCCUGUAUCCCUCCAGACAGCCCAUCAGCCUGUAUCCCUCCAGACAGCCCAUCAGCCUGUAUCCCUCCAGACAGCCCAUCAGCCUGUAUCCCUCCAGACAGCCCAUCAGCCUGUUUCUCCACAGCCAGCCCAUCAGCCUGUAUCCCUCCAGCCAGCCCGUCAGCCUGUAUCCCUCCAGCCAGCCCAUCAGCCUGUAUCCCGUCAGCCUGUAUCCCCUCAGCCAGCCCGUCAGCACACCACCACCCUGUAUCCCCCCAGCCAGCCCACCAGCCUGUAUCCCCCCAGCCAGCCCAUCAGCCUGUAUCCCUCCAGACAGCCCAUCAGCCUGUAUCCCUCCAGACAGCCCAUCAGCCUGUAUCCCUCCAGACAGCCCAUCAGCCUGUAUCCCUCCAGACAGCCCAUCAGCCUGUAUCCCUCCAGACAGCCCAUCAGCCUGUAUCCCUCCAGACAGCCCAUCAGCCUGUAUCCCUCCAGACAGCCCAUCAGCCUGUAUCCCUCCAGACAGCCCAUCAGCCUGUAUCCCUCCAGACAGCCCAUCAGCCUGUAUCCCUCCAGACAGCCCAUCAGCCUGUAUCCCCACAGCCAGCCCAUCAGCCUGUAUCCCCCCCAGCCUGUAUCCCUCCAGACAGCCCAUCAGCCUGUAUCCCUCCAGACAGCCCAUCAGCCUGUAUCCCUCCAGACAGCCCAUCAGCCUGUAUCCCUCCAGACAGCCCAUCAGCCUGUAUCCCUCCAGACAGCCCAUCAGCCUGUAUCCCUCCAGACAGCCCAUCAGCCUGUAUCCCUCCAGACAGCCCAUCAGCCUGUAUCCCUCCAGACAGCCCAUCAGCCUGUAUCCCUCCAGACAGCCCAUCAGCCUGUUUCUCCACAGCCAGCCCAUCAGCCUGUAUCUCCACAGCCAGCCCACCAGCCUGUAUCCCUCCAGACAGCCCACCAGCCUGUAUCCCUUCAGACAGCCCAUCAGCCUGUAUCCCUCCAGACAGCCCAUCAGCCAGGAUCCCCCCCCCAGCCAGCCCCACAGCUUGUAUCCCCACAGCCAGCCACCCAACCCUGUAUCCCCACAGCCAACUCCCAAGCCUCCCAGCCUGUAUCCCCCUCAGCCAGCCCGUCAGCCUGUAUCCCCCUCAGCCAGCCCGUCAGCCUGUAUCCCCCCAGCCAGCCCGUCAGCCUGUAUCCCCCUCAGCCAGCCCGUCAGCCUGUAUCCCCCUCAGCCAGCCCGUCAGCCUGUAUCCCCCUCAGCCAGCCCGUCAGCCUGUAUCCCCCUCAGCCAGCCCGUCAGCCUGUAUCCCCCUCAGCCAGCCCGUCAGCCUGUAUCCCCACAGCCAGCCAGCCCGUCAGCCUGUAUCCCCACAGCCAGCCAGCCCGUCAGCCUGUAUCCCCUCAGCCAGCCCGUCAGCCUGUAUCCCCCCCAGCCAGCCCGUCAGCCUGUAUCCCCACAGCCAGCCAGACCAUCAGCCUGUAUCCCCACAGCCAGCCAGCCUAGAUCUCUACAGUGUUUGCGCCUGAUUCCACUAUGUGUUUAA